AUUCAAAGCUGGCUCAACCUCCCUAUAGCAUCACAGAUCCCCAGUAAUCAGCAAUAUUGCAAGUAUAGUGAACGAUCAGUUCCAAUGUCUCAAAAUUACAACAUACCCAUUUCCACAGCCUCUCAAUUAUCAGCAGCGACACAAAUUUGCCUUCCAGGUUUAGGUCUAGAUCAAUCAGAUUUAAAGCAGAGUGAUAUUUGUAUUCAAAGCCCAGAUAGUGGUACUUGUUUUGAUAGCAUUAACAAUCCCAAUAACAAACCAGUUGAGGGAAAUGCAAAACCAAAUACUUAUAUGACGGCAACUAAACAAGGUACAGUGCAGGAUGAGAAUAAUUUAGUUUCUAAACAAAGUUUGUAUCCAUCGAAUAAUAUGAUGACAAAAGACUGGAAAUCUCAGUUCCAAAAUUAUAUGUCAAGUCCUAACAUGUUCAAUACAAUGAAUGAAUCCCAAGAUAAUUAUGUUUUUGCACAGUAUAGUAUGCAACCAACAAAUUCAUACUAUACCACUCCGGAUAAUAGUUACUCUUCAUUUGUUGGAAAAAACAAUACAUUUGUACCACAAAAAACUCCCUCAUAUUCCAGGAUUGAAAGCUCAUCUUCACAACAAAAUUCUUUUGCUAAUCAAAGUCAGAUCACAAGUGCAACAUCUCAGAAUAUUGUUCACCCCUCCAAUAGUGUUGUCAAUUCGUUCUACCCUUCAAAACAACUCUUAAAAGAAGGUGAACAGUUACAACCAAAUAGUAAACAACAAAUUUCAAUCACCAACUACAGUGAUUCUUUAAACGCUUGUUGCCAGAUCAAUAACAAAUCACAGAGGUCAGAUCCUACUUCAGAUAUAAACAAUUGUUUUCCAUCAGUUGUCAAUAGUCAAGAAGAUGUUUCUAGCUCGGGGAACAAACCAUCAAUACUACUAGGCAGUAAUAAUCAAACAGAAAAGAGAGGGUUUAAAAGUUCUGAGACUGUUAGUAGCGAGAGUGACGAAAGCAAUAUUAUUGUUGAGGAAUCUGAUGAAAUUGGAGAGAUAGAAAGCGAGGUAUCAAUCGAAGAAAUCAAGAAGAGUUAUGAAUCCACCAACAAUCAAGUACUUUUGAGAUGUUUAAUAUGUAAUGUUGGUACUUCUUCACAAACACCUGCUAAUCAGUUCAUCCACAUGAAUGAAUCCUUUCCUUUAACAUCAUAUAAAAUUCCAGUAAGGACAAAAUUAGAGCAAAUCCUUUCAAUGGACUUUCAACAUUACUUAGAAAAACGCAACACUUUCAUGUGUCGACGCUGCUUAAAUCUCGUUGAAACUAUUGAAGUCCUCGAAGUUAAACUGUCGACUGCUAAACAAACGCUUAAUGACAACUUUUCAAAGACUAUCCAACAAUCAGUGCCAAUUAUUGAUGAUAUUUUACACAAUGAAGUUAGUUCUCAAGAUGUGGACAAACUUUUAAAAAAUAACAAUAUUCCCAACAAACGCCCAGAAGAAAAACCAAAAAAUUCAGAAAUUUAUAGAGAACAGGAACCAUUUUCGGUAGAAAAUGAAUGCCCAAAUGAAGAUAAAGAUCCUUCUAUUAGCGAUUUGGAACAGUCCGAAUUUCAGUGCUCGUAUUGUUUCAAGGUGUUAUCAUCACAGAAGUAUUUAAACUACCACCUCCAGCAACAUACCAAGGAGUUUUAUUAUUACUGUGAAAGAUGCGGUAAAGGAUUUCCUCUAAAGAGCAAUCUACAGAGGCAUCUCAACUGGCACAAUAGUAAUGAAAGGGAGGCAGACAUUUUGUGUGAUAUCUGUGGUGAUAUGUUCGUCUCCAAUGACUUGUUCAAAUCACACUUACUUAAAACCCAUUCUCAAGAGUACAUAUACAACUGUAAAAUCUGCAAGAAAGGAUUUACAAGAAAAUUAUCAUUAGAGAUUCACAUUCAUAAGCAUACUGGUGCUCGUAUGUUCAUAUGCGAGUAUUGCGGCCACACUUUUUUGACCGAAUCGAAUCUGAGAAACCAUGUAAAGCUUUGCAACAAAGAUCAUCAGCACACGUGUGAAGAAUGCGGGAAAAGUUUUAUUUCAGAGAGCCAGUUAUCAAAGCACGAGUCCCAACAUACAGGGAUUUACAGUUAUUCAUGUUCCGUUUGCAACAAAGGCUUUCACAAACCUUCCGAUCUCAAUUUCCACAUGCUGUCUCACUCAACCGAUAAGAACUUCAAAUGUAAAGAAUGUAGCAAAUCUUUUAAGACUCAAGGAAAUUUAAAUUACCAUAUUAAAACGGUUCACAAUAAAGAGACAAUUUUCAAAUGUGAAAUAUGCGCUAAAAAUUUCUUCCAAAAGAGGUUCCUAUCGGACCAUAUGAAAACACACAUCAAUGAGGAACCCUACAAGUGUGACCGGUGUGAGAAGACGUUUCUUCACCAGACUACGUUUAUCACACAUUUGAAGGUGCAUGAAGGCAAGGUGAAGAUGAAGACGUGUGAAGUGUGUGGCAAGUCUAUCAAGACAAGAAUGAGUGUUCACAUGAGAACUCACACUGGGGAGAAGCCGUACAAGUGCUCUUACUGUCCCAUGGCAUUCUCCGUAGGCAUCUCACUCAAGAAACACAUAGCUGUAAAACAUGUCAAAAACAAGGUUUCUUAGCAAUGUUUGGGGUUCGUUCGGUUUUUCUUUUUAUAUUUACUAUUGCACUCCAGGCGGAAAAAACUUCUUGUCAUGAAGACUUAUACUGCAGGAAAAACUGGAUGUUUGGAAGACAUGAUUUAAACUUGAGCUUGUGUCAACUAGAGUAACUUUAGACCCUCAAAAUGUAAGGGCUGUUCAGGAAGUAAGGUUCGUUUUAGAAUAAAAUAAAAAUUUUCUACGAGAAAAAAUUACAUUAUUUAGGCCUACAUUUGAAAGAGCAACUAAAAUAGGCCUAGGUAAUACUUUUCCACACAUCCGCCAAACAAAAUGAGGCAAUUAUCGAAGCGGUUACCAAGCUUUCGAAUUCCUUUUCCUACUACUGCAUGGAAAUGAUCACAUUAGCAAACUUUUAAACAGGUUAUUUCCUCCUUUAUUCUUUCUCGCUCACGUUUGCUAACAAAAAUUAACAUGCCUGCUUCUGUAUUUUAACACCCACAUCUGGUAGGCACAUAACAUAACCUAAAAAAAGCAAAGAUGGUCUACAGGCCAUUUUAUAUAUAACUAAAAAGUUUGUCUAUGUGUAAGUUAAUUAUAGUGUUGGGAAAAAUCUUGUGUGUAUUAGGAGCACAGACCUGCAUUGUUGAUCUCAAAAUAGCCGCAUUCAGCUAAAGCUUCAUGUCUACAGUUCUUGAGCGGCAAUGACGUACUUUGCGUUCUUAAUAGGCUACACAAAUAGUGUAUAAGUGUAUGAUAACAAAAACCGCAUUACAGGCAGCACCUUACAACUAGCGUGGUUUUUAAUUGCAGCACACUUUAAUUUUGCAACAUUGGGUAGCAAAAUGAGGCUUCCGCGUGACGGCUGGACAGUUUUUGAGUAGGCUAAUACGUUUGUACUAAAAAGUGUAUGACAACCACGUGCCUUUCGGUGUCAGACGCAAAUGUUCCUUACUUUCUGAACAGAACAGCUAUAUCGUACUAUUACAGCUUAGUGGUCACACAGACACAUAA
Molecule: messenger RNA, 3594 nt
Organism: Macrosteles quadrilineatus (aster leafhopper)
Lineage: Eukaryota; Metazoa; Arthropoda; Insecta; Hemiptera; Cicadellidae
Product: zinc finger protein 37-like
Exons: 3
Coding region: 85-2604 (839 amino acids)
Source: RefSeq, a predicted model, not a curated record